AUGAGAAAAAUCUCAGACUCUUUGAUUAAUACAUUACCCAGGGAUUUUCACAGCUACGAUGCACCUGACCGAAUCUGCGGUCUCGUAGAUGCGAGGAUGGUUGUCGCUUCUGCGGGCUGGCUUACUUCUGUAGCAAGAGUCCGCUUCUGCGGACUUGCUUCUACGAAGAAGUUGUCCGCUUCUGCAACGAGGCCAGGCUUCUCCCUUUCCGCUUAUGCGAGAAAAUGGACUAACCAACCAAAGUUACUUGAGCGCCAGGCAGCCAGCUUUGAUGCACUUCAAGCACACAACCAUUAUAAAUUUUCUGUAGUUUGGCUUCCUGUUUGUCCUCAAUGGCGAACGCUUCCACGAAUCUUGAACACCAACCUCCUCUCUGCUAAUAGGCUUGAUGCAAAUCAAUGUCUAAGAUCUCAAAAGGUGAAAGAAUUACUUGCUUAUUGUGCAACAUGUAGCCAAGAAGGUGAAGUUGUGGAUGUAGGUCAAGUAGCUUUCAAGAAUUCUCUAAACUUGUUGUCCAACACCCUUUUCUCUAAGGACUUGGCUGACCCCUUUUCGGAUUCAAAGGUAGAGCUCAAGGAGGUGAUUUGGAGCAUCACGACUGAGGUUGGGAAGCCUAACCUAGUUGAUAUUUUCUCCAUAUUUGAAAAGAUUGAUCCUCAAGGGAUAAGGCGUCGCACUACUAUAUAUUUUGGUAAGUUGUUUAAGCUUUUUAAUGAGUUGAUCAAUGAGCGAUGGGAGAAAAAGAGAAGGAGGCGCGAUGAAAAGAGUGAUGUUUUGGAAGCGCUCCUCGACAUCAUUGCAGAAAAUCCUGAAGAGAUUGAUCAGAAUUACAUCAAGUCCAUGUUCCUGGUUAUAAAUCAUAGGCGGAUCCAGGAUUUGAAGGUCGCGGGUGCACUUUGGAUUCAACCAAAAUAUUCUUGGUAUAUAGGAUAUCUACUAAACUAGUGUAUCACUAUU
Messenger RNA from Nicotiana tabacum (common tobacco), 957 nucleotides. The record is from RefSeq and is a predicted model, not a curated record. NCBI's taxonomy places the organism in Eukaryota, Viridiplantae, Streptophyta, Magnoliopsida, Solanales, Solanaceae.